GCUUCCUCGGGCUUGACGAGCCUUGGCCCUCUCCAUCGCUGCCUCUGUCGCCCCUGCUUCGUCUGCGUCGGUGCCCACUGGCUCGGCGCUCUCACUCGGGCCCCUCACCACUGUUCCGCGCCAAAAGACCCAGAGCUGGUCUGCUCCGAACAUCUGCGCUCCGGGCUCGACUCCGAGAUUCCAUCCAUCCUUUCCCAUUUUUGUUCCUCCCUUCCCUUCCCAGCACCAAUCGGCUCAAUGGCUGUCGCUCACUACUUCCUUAGAUAUGCAAUUGCAGCCGCGCUCUUCGCCGUUGCCGCCGAUGCCUUCUGCCAGACCCCGGGCGCCUGCUUCCCGCUCGCCGCCAACAACAUCUGCGGCUCUAGCUUUGUCGGCUAUGGCAUCAACAGUCUCUACUUUGACGAGUUCCCGGCCACGGGCGUCAACACCGACACCUUCAACCAGGUCAUGAUCCAGCGCUACGAAACCAUCAGCGUCGUCGCCGACAACUUCAUCUCCAACAAGGGCUGCUCGGCCUCGGCCUCGUCCUUCAUCUCCCAAAACUUCCGCUACCAGCUCUCGUUCUGGUGCAGCGUCAUCAUCCGCGACAACAUCAUGCAGAGCAGCUGCUCGUGCCCGCCUCCGGCCGGCAGCCCCGUCCACGGCCCGGCCCUGUGCACGGCCCAGUGCCAGAUUGCCACUGCGAGCGUCCAGUCGCUCCUCAACGACCCGACCACUUGUCCUGCCACCUCCAACACGACGCAGUCGCAGGGCCGGACCACGACCCUGGGCACCUUCCAGACGUACUGCUCGACGACGGCCCCGGCGGACCUGGCGACGCCGAAUGGCGGGCCGUGCUAUGCAGGCGUGGACCAAGACGUCCAGUUCUGUGGCUUCCUCGAUGCCACGGACAUGGCCAACGGAUGUAGCUCGCUACCGAAUGACCCCUGCUGUGCUUCCCGAGUUUCAGGCCAUCCGACAAACGGCACCGGCGUCACCACAUCGGCACCAACCACACCAUCGCCCUCAGUCCCCAACGGAACCCCAAGCAACAUUGGUUUAAUCUGCGGGGUCAUUGUCGGCGCCCUCGUAUUGCUCGGAGUCAUUGUCGGGUUCUUGGUCCAGAAACGUCGCCGAGCCUCCCGAGACCCGAUGUAUGUGCAACAUCCCACCGAGAGCCUAACAUACAGCCAGUACUUGCAAGAUCAACGACACAAGCAAGACAUGGAAGCCAGCGGCACGUAUUCCUCUCCAAGAGUCGACUAUUCCGAAAUCGAAAUGGCCACCAAUGGCCUCAAUGACUCGCUUCGAUCUCCCCUUCCAACUGCCUCUAUGCAUAAUUCCUCUCCUGCUUCUGGAAAGCAGUCCCCGUAUGUUCGACCCACCCGAGAGUACACGCCUACUCCUCCACCCCCCGCCGCUCCCCCCAAAGAUGAGGUCCCCAGCCCCGCAAGCUACGGAUUCCGGAUCACCAGCCCGCCGCCCCAAGGGACCCCGGUCUCCAACUCAGCUGCCCCAACAGCGGUAUCGACCGAGCCGCCGCCCCAUCAUCAAGCUGCCCGGGCCCGUCCAGCAGCGGUCGCACGAGAGCUUCCCCCGCCUGCUGCUAAACCUUACACAGCUCCACCUCCGGUCCGGAUCGGCCAGGUCGCGAAUUCGCCACAGCAUCCCGAGCCGACUGUGGUGAAGGUGGUUCACCCAUAUGUCCCCAGCAUCAGCGACGAGCUGGCUCUGAGUGUCGAUCAGGAUGUAAUCGUGAUCCGCUCCUACGAUGAUGGCUGGGCCAUGGGCCUCAUCCCCAACACCGGCAAGCAAGGCGUCUUCCCUCUCAUCUGCACACUCCCUCCCGAGGACUAUGCCGCGCUCCUCCAAAACUCGGUGACCGAGCCGGGCUCGUACAGUUCCCUGGGCGAGCUGAGCGUCCUGAGCCAAAUCUCAUCGCGGAUGUCAUCGCGUCUGUUGGACGAGGAGGAUCGUCAUGCUAUAGCAUAUUCAGGACGAAACGGCAUAGCGCCCAUCCGUGCUCCCUCACAUCAGCCACUGCCAUGAGCUCGGUGAUGUGUAGGCCCCAGUGAGCAAGCCGUGAGAUUGUUUCCCGUCCUGGUUGUUAAUCGCGUUGCUGAUGGUUUGGGAAGCAUACACUUUAUUCAGAAAAAAACGGGACAAUAUAGCCGUUUCCAUGAACAU
Molecule: messenger RNA, 2166 nt
Organism: Polychytrium aggregatum
Lineage: Eukaryota; Fungi; Chytridiomycota; Chytridiomycetes; Polychytriales
Exons: 2
Coding region: 238-2028 (596 amino acids)
Molecular function (GO): protein binding
Source: RefSeq, a predicted model, not a curated record